This is a messenger RNA of Scomber japonicus (chub mackerel), 422 nucleotides long. RefSeq names its product transmembrane protein 100. The transcript has a single exon. Gene Ontology annotation, biological process: cellular response to BMP stimulus. Bases 1 to 387 code for a protein of 128 amino acids. Lineage: Eukaryota; Metazoa; Chordata; Actinopteri; Scombriformes; Scombridae. The record is from RefSeq and is a predicted model, not a curated record.
AUGGGCUGUACCACAGGCCACCUGGCUUGCCAACCACAGCCCCAGACCUCGGGGCAGGAGGGUCAGUCCCUGGAAGCUGGUGGUGCCAAAGUCCCAGACGUGCUCUCCUCCUUGGAGCGUCUGUCCCAGGCCACUGGAGGCAUGGAGAAGUCCUGGUACCGCUGCAUCUUUCCCUUUGGAAUCAUCUCGUUGGUGAUUGGUGUAGCAGGUACAGGAGUGACCUACACCUAUAAUGACCUGCCUCAAACCAAAGUGGUGUCAGUGGUUCUACUUGUCAUGGGGGUUUUACUGUUGCUGAUGGCCACUGCAUGUUGGACUGUGCACAAGAAGAAGAGAAGGAAAAAGAAAGAGGGAGGCUCAUUCACCUCCGAGCAGUGUCCCCUGUGAAGCACAUAGGGGAAACAGUUAUAAGAACUUGACAG